AUGAGCACAGAAACCAUUCAGGAGAAUCGAGAGAACGAGAAGAAAGAUGAACCGUCGGCUCUGGUAGUACCGCCAACGCCUAAGUACCUGUCUGGAUACAGAUUGUUCCUGGUGAUGACCUGCGUGACACUUGUCUGCUGGCUCAUGUUCCUCGACAGCUCAAUUAUUGUCACUGCCAUUCCAGCGAUUACCGACGAAUUCCACUCUCUUGGCGAUAUUGGUUGGUAUGGAAGCGCGUAUCACCUCGCAAACGCAGCAUUUCAGCCCCUUACAGGAAAGAUCUAUCGCUACUUUAGCUCUAAAUGGUCGUUUUUCACGUUCCUGGUGAUCUUCGAACUCGGCUCGCUGAUUUGCGGCGCAGCGACGUCUUCGAUGAUCUUGAUUGUCGGUAGAGUCAUUGCGGGAAUGGGCAGCGCCGGUAUCAUGAGUGGAGGACUUACAAUCAUUGCUGGAUCCGUACCUUUGGAAAAAAGACCAGCUCUUACUGGAUUGCUGAUCGGCCUCGCAAACAGUGGAAGUGUCUUCGGUCCAGUCCUGGGAGGCGUGAUAACGCAAUACAGCACGUGGAGAUGGGCUUUCUACAUCAACCUUCCCAUUGGCGGUUUAGUCUUGCCUCUCCUCGUUUGGACAGAUAUUCCCGAUCAAGUCCCGAAACCAAGUCCGAUGGCUGUGAUUCCGAAGCUACAUCAAUACCUCGACUUUCCUGGAUUUGUUCUUUGCGCUGGAGCAGCUGUCUUGCUGCUUCUGGCUUUGGAGAUUGGCGGAAACGAGGAGUUCAGUAGCCCAACGGUCAUUGGGAUGUUCUGUGGUUCUGCAGUAUCGUUCGUCGCGUUUUUGACUUGGAAUUAUCGAAUGGGCGAUGAUGCACUUAUCCCCAGGUCAAUGGCAGGAAAGCGACCGGUCUGGUGCGCCGCUUCAACCAACUUCACGAUGGUCGGUUCUGCAAUGAUCCAGAUCUAUCUCCUUCCGCUCUACUUCCAAGCAGUCCAGGGCUCAACGCCUUCCCAGAGCGGAGUCAACGUUUUACCGAGUAUUCUGUCGCAACUCGUAGCUGCUUUUGGUGGAGGUAUACUAGUGGGCAAGCUCGGAUAUUACCUUCCAUGGGCUAUCGGAGGCACCGCAGUAACAAUCGUUGCCAGUGGGCUCUUCACAACAUUGACACCAACUACACCAAUUGCGCAAUGGGUAGGGUUCCAGAUUCUGACUGGAGCUGGUCGUGGUGUCGUGUUGCAAAUUCCAAGCAUCGCCAUACAAGCCAAUUUGCCUCCGGAGCAGAUUGCCCAAGGAAUGUCUUUCGUAACAUUCUCUCAAUUCAUGGGUUCGGCCAUCGCCUUGGCAUUGGGCAACGCCAUCUUCGUUGGCGCUCUGAAAGCAGACCUCCCCGUGUUCGCCCCGGACGUCGACCCUAACUUGGUAAUUGGAGCCGGCGCAACUGGGUUCCGCAAAGUUGUUGCCCAAGUUGCACUGCCAGGCGUAUUGAUGGCCUACGUAUCCAGCAUCGACAAGGAGUUUUUCCUGUCGCUAGGACUCGCGAUCGCGUCAUUCUGUUUUGCAUGGGGGAUGGGAUGGAAGGAUCUUAGACCCAAUAAGAAACCUACGAAACCUGACUCGAGCUCAUCAUAA
Molecule: messenger RNA, 1623 nt
Organism: Colletotrichum aenigma
Lineage: Eukaryota; Fungi; Ascomycota; Sordariomycetes; Glomerellales; Glomerellaceae
Gene: mlcE-3
Product: Efflux pump mlcE
Exons: 8
Coding region: 1-1623 (540 amino acids)
Biological process (GO): transmembrane transport
Molecular function (GO): transmembrane transporter activity
Source: RefSeq, a predicted model, not a curated record